GCCGGGAGCAGCAGGAUGGAGUCUGCGGGCUGACCGCUCACCGUCUCCCCGCUGAACCCGCGCUGUGAGCGGCCUCAGGAGAUCCAGGAGAGGAGGAGCAGCGGCUGUUUCAGCUAUGAGGAUUGCUGGGUUGUUGCCUCCUGGCGGCCUGGCGUUUGGACUAUGCUGUGUUUUUCCACUGGGUGGCGCCUCCUGAGCCAAGCUCGCCGCCUCCUUCCCCGCCCCGCCCCUCAGUCAGCUGCCAUGUACACCCCCCGACUCUACGGUGCCCCAGGGGGAGGAGGAGGAGGAGGAGGAGGAAGUGGGGUGAAGCCUGGGCGGAGGGCGGGGCUAGCCGUGCUCGAGGCGCCCCACCCCCCUCACCCCCACCUGUCCCACCACCCUCACCCCGCCCCCCCUAGCCCCGCCUACCCGCUGUAUCAGGGUCGCCCCGAUGCCCACCGCGGCCCCCACUUCCACCACCACUACCACCCACACCCACAGCCUGCACAUCUAGCCCCACCCCCUCUGACCCCCCACUACCAGCACCACGCCCACUUCCACACGUACGGAGGCGGGGCUCCUGCUGGGGUGGCGGUCAGCAGUAAGAAGAAGACGUGGAACUUCAUCCAUGAGAAGAUGAGCUACGACACCUUCUUCACCAUGAAGCGUCUGAUCGAGCGAUCGCGGCGGCCUGAUGAGGUCCUUCGAUGGGUCACCCAGAAUCCCACCAAGAUCUCCCACAACCACUACCCCGUCGCCCUGCAGAAGAUCGGACAGCUGCUGCAGGCCCCGCCUCCGGCCCGGGUCACGGGAGACGACGGGGAGACGGCAGGAGCGGUAGAAGGUGGCGACAGGCGUCAGAUCCUGGAGCACCAGGACUUUCAGACGCUCUGCAACGCCAUCGUCAACGACUGUGCAAAGUUUGACAACUUCAGCAUCGUCAACUGCCUGUACGCCGUGGCGGCCCUCGGUCUGCCCAGUGACUCUCAGGUGGUCCAGGUGUUGGAGGCGGAGUCCCAGUCCAGGCUGAACCAGUUUAACCAGAAGGACGUGUCCAUGGUGUUCAGCUCCAGUAUGAAGCUCCACCCUGGCAGCCAGCACCCUCUGACCGAGGCCUGCCUCGCCGGCCUGGAGAAGAACCUGGAGCGAGAGCGCCACCCUCAGACGCUCUUCCUGCUGCUGUCCUACUACAGGCUCAAGUGGCGCUCACUGCAGCCGCAGGACCCCUCCCCCGCUGCAGGGGGCGCUACAAAUAGCACAACUCCUCCAAACCCAGACCAGCUGCUCACCAACAGGAAGAUCCUGCGUCUGGUCAAACACACACUGGCGAGUGUGAGUGGCGUGCGUGAUCAGGAGAUGGCGCUGUUGGAUGAGAUGUUGGCGGCGUGUGCUCGGGAGGCGAGCAACAAGAGUCUGGAGCUGAUCUUUAGUUCUCACCUUUUCUACCAGAACAGACAGGAGCGGUUCAUCAGCAGCCUGGCAGACGAGCUACCAAAGAAGGUGGACAGCAUCACGCCGUACACCAUGGCGCUCAUCGCCAAAUACAUAGCUCGGCAUCGUCUGAGGGAGACUCGGCUGUUGGACACCAUAGCAGACUUCCUGGUGAAGAAGGCCGAGUACCUGGACAGCAAGGUGAUCCAGAAGCUGGUGUUCCCCUUCAGCAGGAUGAGCUACCGUCCGUCCGGCGAGCAGCAGUUCUUCUCCCGCCUGGAGGAAGUGGUGGAGCUGAAGGCACUCAGCUCGCCGCUCGCCACCGUCAACAUCCUCAUGUCGCUGUUUCAGCUCGGACACUUUCCCGGCCUCGUGCUGCACCGCGUCUUCUCCUCCGCCUUCAUCAGCAACGUCACCAACAGCCCCUACGCUCUGAUUGUCAGACGCUACCUUUCUCUGCUGGAUGCUGCUGUGGAGCUGGAGUUCAGGGACUACACUGGACCACGACUACAGGAUGCUCACAAGGUGCUGAUGUUUGACCACGCCCUGACUGCCGACGAGGUCAACCGCAAGUACAGUUAUAAAGGUCUAGUUGCUGAGGCGUUGAGGCAGCUGGUUGGAGAGCAUAACUUCAAACAAGACGAGGUUCUGGCUCCUGGGUACUACACAGACUUCCUGCUGUGGAUGGACAGUUCUGGUCGAGUUCUGCCUAUCAGGUCCGGGGCUGGUCUGUCCCUCAGCAUCAUCCCUCCGUCCUGCAUUGCCGUGGCCUCUAAACCAGCUGAUGGCUCAGUUGCCAUGGUGACCUCAGAGUUUCAGAAGUUUUCACCGUUCGCUGCACUGGUGGAAGGGGCGGAGCCUCCAGGUCAGUGUGGUGAGCCAAUGGGUGUGGCCAUAGAGCCCAGAUCCUUCCUGCCCCACCACAUCCGCAACACUGCGGGGGCCCCGGUGCCCUCUGGACCACAGCGGCCUGGGACCAAUGGGGGCCCCUUGGACUACGGGCCCUACUAUGGCCCCCCUGCUGAGUUCUACACGGGCCUGCCCAAAGAGCACUCUCUAGAGAGCCAGGACAGCUCCACACUCAGCAGCCCCCCCUCUGACAGUCUAACACAGCCAGGGGCCCCAGGGCCAGCAGGGGCCCCAGCACCGGACUCACUUUUCCAGUUUUCCAUUGGGAAGAUCCUGGAGGAUGAGGGUGGGGCAGGGACCCCGGGGGGCAAGGGGUCGGACUGUGAGCUGCCCGGAUUCUAUGAAGGAGCUGCGUAUGCCGACGGGCCAGGGGCCGACAGAGAGCCUCCAUCACCUCCACAGCUCCAACCUCCAGACAGGGUUGAGGGGGACGACGCCCCCACAGAGCAGAGGGCUGUCAGAAGAGUCAUCAUGUCCGUCAAUGACAAAUGGCACUACUGCCACAACUCAGACGUCCUGGUGGGCUCCAGGGCCAUGAGGGACCGCCACCUGACGCUGCUGGGCUACAUCAUCCUGCAGCUGCCGUACCACGAGCUGGAGAAGCUGAACGGCAUCGAGGAGGUGAAGCAGUACCUGCACAAGAAGCUGCUGGACAUCCCUCUAUGACACCGAGUGUUUGAGUGAGUGAAUGAGUGAGUGAGUGUUGGCCUGAACAUCCUGACAGUCAGAGCUGAGGGCAGAGAGCCACGCCAUGAUGUUCACCUCAGAGCACCUUUACUAAAAGAUUCCAUUAAAUGAUUAAAGCUCGUCACGGAGGUGGUUACGGUGGCCCUGAAGGUCGACGGGAAAAACAUUUCAAAUUUAGCUCAGUUCAGAAACCGCUGUCUCAGACUAACUUUAGCCAGACUUAGAUAAGGAGCAGCAGUCUCCAGCGUUACUAGAACACACACACACCAACAGUCUGACCCUCAUGGUGACUCUUUUGAAAAGUGGGUGGAACUGGUGAGGAGCGAGGCUUUGAUGUUCUUACUGUUUUUUUUGUGUUUCAUGUCCUUUUUUGCGCUUUGUGCAAUGCCUUUUGCAGUGGACCCUCAGGGCCACCGUAGAUGAUUGCUGUGAGACUAAAUGACAGUUAAGGUGAGCGUCUGUGAGUCUGAUCAGAUCCAUGACCUCAGAUCUGCUCUUCUUUCUUUAAGAACCACCUGCAGAGAAAAUUCCUCCAGAUCCGACGAGCCGCCAAACAAAGCCUGUUUCUAGCGAUCGUUUAGUUUGGUCUGAUCUCUUGGCCGUGGAGGAGAAAACGAUAGUUUUGUUUCAGGGAGGCACUGAUGAUGUGGCUGAUACUCAGAACAGAUCUGACCACGCACUGAUACAGCUGCAGCUCCUACUAUGAUUUUAACCUUUGCUUUAUGUUCCUUAGACGUUCCUCAGUCUCCUGAUCUGUAUCAGAGAUCACCUCACAUCUGCAGACGUGGCUCUGGCUUCUUCUAUGCUAGACUGGAGCUCAGCAGUCUGGUUCUGGAAGGAAGAUCCCCAUCCUUGUCCUCCAUAGAGGAUUUGAUUAUCAGCCAUAUAAUCAUAAAGACCUGGACCUACCAGAGCUACCUGAGGACGGCUCGGACUACGUACCUUUGUUCCUUUGUGACGCCACAGUGUCUGACUGUGGGACUACAAUCUUCAGAGGAAACCUUCAUGAUCAGAGCGGUUCAUCUGAUUGGCUAGAUUUCUCUACCUCUCAUAUUUAGACUGAACUAACAAACUCUCCAGAUAUCUGCAUUUAGAGUAAAUCUGAGUUUAUAAA
Cheilinus undulatus (humphead wrasse) is the source of this 4123-nucleotide messenger RNA. It is a transcript of the gene fastk, whose product is annotated as Fas-activated serine/threonine kinase. Gene Ontology annotation, molecular function: RNA binding. Lineage: Eukaryota; Metazoa; Chordata; Actinopteri; Labriformes; Labridae. Gene Ontology annotation, cellular component: mitochondrial matrix; ribonucleoprotein granule. The record is from RefSeq and is a predicted model, not a curated record. The coding region runs from base 163 to 2988 and encodes 941 amino acids. The transcript has 11 exons. Gene Ontology annotation, biological process: regulation of mitochondrial mRNA stability; mitochondrial RNA processing.